AUGGAUUCCAGCUUCCAUGGCCGCCCACCAACGCGUCGACGCGCACUCGGAGAUGGCACCAAUCGCGUGAACGAGGGCCCACGCACUCAGCAAGGGAACGAAAAGCGCAGCAACAGCUACGCAUCUUCGUCACCUCAGCCGCUCCCCCACAACGAGUUCAUAGUUCCAAAUGGUACUCUUGCUGUUCGGCACGAAGAAGCCUCGCCAGAAAACAAGCGUCUAUCCGUAGUUCAAGCCCACGAAGGCCGCCCUCACACCUCCAAGCGCGAUUCCGAAAUUUCGAAUGCGAGCACCAAUGCCUCUAUCUCGAACCGCCGCCGCAAGACACACAUUGGCCCUUGGCAGCUGGGUAGGACUAUUGGACGAGGUGGCUGUUCGCGUGUACGACUUGUCAGGCACAGCGGCACAGGACAAUAUGGUGCGGCAAAGAUCAUCUCGAAAGCUACAGCAGAGAAGGUGCGCGCUCUAAGCCUGGCCAAUCUCAUUCAGAGCGCUGAGCAGGACUCGUCACUAUAUCCCGAUGGCAAGGUCAUUCCAUUUGGCCUGGAGCGCGAGAUCUGCAUCAUGAAGUUGCUGGACCAUCCCAACAUCGUCCGCCUAUAUGAUAUUUGGGAGAACCGCGAUGAGCUUUACCUCAUCAUGGAGUUUGUAGAAGAUGGCGAGCUUUUCAGUUACAUUCACGAGCAACAUGGACUGAUCGAGAUCCAUACGGUCCAUAUCUUCCGUCAGAUCAUCGCAGCUUUAAUCUACUGCCAUCGAAUUAAUAUUCAUCAUCGCGACCUCAAGCCCGAGAACAUCCUGCUGGACAGAGUUACCAUGACGGUCAAGCUUGUCGACUUCGGCAUGGCUGCGCUACAGCCUAUCGGCAAGAAACUUACCACACCCUGCGGUAGCCCUCAUUAUGCUGCACCAGAGGUUAUCAAGACUACAUCCUAUGACGGAGGAAAGGCAGAUGUAUGGAGCUGUGGAGUCAUACUAUUCGUCCUCCUCACCGGCACCCCUCCCUUCAACUACUCUGGCGAUGAGCGCGAUUUGAAGCACCUGUUUCGUGAUAUCGCAGCGGCGAAGUAUGUCAUGCCCGACAACAUCUCUAGAGAAGCCCAGGACCUGAUCGGGAGGAUUCUGAUCGCUGAUCCAAACCGUCGCAUCUCUAUCGAUGAGAUCUGGGACCAUCCUUUCCUCAGCAAGUAUCAGCAAGAGCUAAACUUCGUGGGAGAGAAUGCCAACGUCAACCACUGGACUGGUCCUCUUCCCGCUAUUGCAGAGUGGACAACUCUGGAGCGCAAAUCCGUUGAUCGCGAAAUCUUGCGUUACCUGCGUACGCUCUGGCACAGCGAGAAGGAGGAGGCUCUGGUCCAGAAGCUGCUGAGUCAAGAAGCAAACCAAGAGAAGUACUUCUACUCUGCACUAAAGAAGUACCACACCGACCAGUUGGAGAACUAUCAACCGAGCGCGCACUAUACCGUAGCUCAUUCCAACAGCGAUCAUCAUCACAAUACGCGCCAUGUGCCCACACGCAAGGAUAUGGAAGAACUUCCCAUAAACGACCACGCUCACAAGCGCUCACAAUCUGCCUAUUCGAUCUUGAAUAACGAGCAUCUAUACUCGAAGCACAGCCUCUAUGAGUCGCCUGUCUCUGAAGCCAGCUACGAUCCAUACCGAGCUUCACGGCAGCCCAUCGUUCCCAUUCCAGAAGAUGCCCCUCUCAACCAGAAUGUUACCGUUCACCGGGGGCGUAGCAGCCGCAGCGACAAGCAACGUCCCACCACGGCUUUCGGACAUCAUACGGGGAACUCAUUACGCGUUCAAGCUCUGCGGAACAACUCUAAGCGUAGUUCUGCAAUUUCGCGCGGCUCUUCACAAUGCACUCCUUCCCACCAUAGCACUCCUUCAUAUCAUCGUGCCCCUUCGGUCCAGCAACGUUCAAUGUCCCGGUCGUCCUUCGCGAGCUCCCAUUGGCCUAGUAGCCCACCUGUCGUUGCUCGCUCCGCUGGUAUGGGUAAAAGAGGUGUGAGCUUUUCGCACCUGCGCGAUCGUCGGUCUUCGGCAGCGACAGCUAGCAGCUGGCAAACUGAGGCUGGCUCUUGUGCUGAUUACAUGUCUCAUCGGCCUCACACUUCUGUUGGGUCUUACGGACCAUCUAUCAAGACUGGCACGAAUCGGUUAGUCCCCAAGCCAAGGGCUCGUAUGAACUCAGAGACGCCACGCCUGAAACUUCGCAAGCCAGGGAGCCCUACCAAGUACAUCCAGGGAGAGGCUCGGAAGGUCAGCAUGGAGCUGGGCAAAGUCAUGGAAGAAGCUUUCAACCGCUCUUCGGUCGGCUCAAGCAUUCGGUCAGAUGCUUAUCACGAUGCCUCGCAGUACGAAAGCCCUCCAACUUCUUUCUCCAAUACUCGAGACUCAGGCGGCAGUACACUGGCCACUACCCCGGGUACAAGGUUAUUUUUUGGAGAUCGGCCGCUGCCACCGAUCCCGGCCGAGACUCCCAACACCUUCCUGCAGCGAAAGCUGGCGGAGACUCGUGAAGAGAUUGCCCAGCGCCUGAAUGAGGAUGACGAUAGCACUGAACACUUCAACAAUGUGCUUGAACACCUCGAUCGCCUCAUGGUGCCUGCAGUCGGUGGCAAGCGUACGGUCUCAGCUCCCGUUAAGUCUCCUGAGCGUAGGCCGCUCCGUGUGAUUCCCGAGGAGGUGAAGGCUGAUAAUAGAGAUGGGUUUGACAUUCGUGUUCCCAAGCAUCGAGCUGUCACUGACCCAAUCAGGCCUCAAAGCCGUCGUGUGGUGACUGAGCAGCAGCAGACUAUUCGUCUCGUAGAUGGAUCUCCCACUCGCGUUGCUCCUCUGAACAUCCGCAAGCGCAGUGGUUCAAGCUUGAAAACGAAUGCGACUCAGGAGAUGUCUGCCGUACCUACAAUUCGACCGUACCAUGACGGACAACCCAAUUUUCGGGCUCCACGUACGAACGACGCCGCUCCCGUCUUUGAGAAGCAGAACAUGGUGCUCAAGAAGAAGAAAUCGUUGUGGUUCCGUCGCAACACCGGCGAGCAGGAGCGCGACCAAGAGAACAAGGAGAACCAAGUCAAUAAGAAGCAGUCGAACAUACUCCUCCAGAUUCCAGAGGCAUGGCAAGGUCUGGAUGACCGCAUCAAGACUGACCGCGCCCCCUUCACGAACGUCGAUAAUACGAAGCAUGAUCAGAAGCGGUCUGAUGGUAGCAGUGGGAGUAAAUUCCCUAUGCGCAACAGCAGCUCUUCUGCUGCUGCGAAGAGCGAUUCAGUUCGCAAGGGGAUUUUCGCCUUCCUUGGCAAGAAAUCGAAGGAUGACAAGGGCAAGAAGUCUAUGGAGCUGGGAGCACUCAACUUCAGCUCGUCUUCUAUCCUAUCUAACUUCGACGUCGGAUCCGAUAACAACAAUGAUACAGUUCGUGCCGGUCCGCCUGAGAUGCAGAUGAAUUGGUUAUCACGCUUCCUUCACAUCAAGCCCGCUAGCAAGACUCUGUGUUUCCAGAUCGGCCGUGGCAAAGUUCGCCAGGACCUGGUUCGUCUUCUGCGCGACUGGCAGCGCUUCGGCGUCCGGGACGUAUCGUUGGACCGCAAAGCAAAUUCCAUCAGCGCACGCAUUGACAAGAGCAACCACCUAAAAAUCAAACCCGUAACCUUCGUCAUCGAACUCUUCGUCGUACUCGAACACGGACACCGCGCUAACCUCUGCCUCGCGCGCUUCACGCAAACCCGCGGCGCUGCCUCCAGCUUCCGCAAAGUGGUCGAUAUCGUCGAGGAUGUGUGUCGCGCGCGCUGUAUGUUGGUUGAGGACGAGGAGAAGAAGGCGAGCAUGGUGGAGGUUUUGGAGUAG
Alternaria atra is the source of this 3852-nucleotide messenger RNA. RefSeq lists its product as uncharacterized. The record is from RefSeq and is a predicted model, not a curated record. The coding region runs from base 1 to 3852 and encodes 1283 amino acids. Gene Ontology annotation, biological process: intracellular signal transduction; protein phosphorylation. Lineage: Eukaryota; Fungi; Ascomycota; Dothideomycetes; Pleosporales; Pleosporaceae. The transcript has 5 exons. Gene Ontology annotation, cellular component: cytoplasm. Gene Ontology annotation, molecular function: protein serine/threonine kinase activity; ATP binding.